Sparassis crispa is the source of this 1956-nucleotide messenger RNA. RefSeq names its product kinase-like protein. The coding region runs from base 1 to 1956 and encodes 651 amino acids. The transcript is spliced from 7 exons. Gene Ontology annotation, molecular function: nucleoside triphosphate diphosphatase activity; ATP binding; protein serine/threonine kinase activity. Lineage: Eukaryota; Fungi; Basidiomycota; Agaricomycetes; Polyporales; Sparassidaceae. Gene Ontology annotation, biological process: nucleoside triphosphate catabolic process; intracellular signal transduction; protein phosphorylation. The record is from RefSeq and is a predicted model, not a curated record.
AUGCCCUCGAAAACAUUGAUAUUCGUUACAGGCAACGCGAAUAAGCUCAAGGAAGUACGCGCCAUACUUGGAGCGUCACAUAUUGAGAUUGACUCGAAAGAUCUCGAUAUCCCGGAAGUGCAGGGUACCACCCGCGAAGUUGCUAUCGCGAAGUGCCGCGCUGCCGCCGAACAGCUUGGUCUCAAUACUCUUCUCAUGGGUUUCCCGACUACCGCUGCGUGGGCUCUGUGCACAUUUGCCUAUAGUUCCGGGCCCGGAUCGGAACCUAUACUGUUCGAAGGACGCACCAACGGGCACAUCGUACCAGCUCGGGGCACGAACACCUUUGGAUGGGAUCCCAUCUUCGAGCCUGAAGGGACGAGUCAAACUUACGGGGAGAUGAGUGCAGAAACGAAGAACAAAAUAUCUCAUCGAUACCGCGCUCUGGAGAAGCUGCAAGCAUACUUGUGGUUCGAGGUGCGAUGGCUACUUCCAAGUAUUCACCCGAAACGCUGCGCGUAUUACCCACCGUCUAUCUCACUGACCAACGCCUCAUUGCAACGCACUAUGACCCACCUGAGCUCUAUUCUACCCAACUUCGUCGGCGCCACGGUCUUAUCCAGACGCCUCCGCCUCCGCCUGCUCCAGCCACUCGGAUCUGGGGUCUAUGGCGUCGUUUAUCUCGCACACGACCUCGCUUCUCCGCCAGAUAAUCCUACCUGUUACGCUGUGAAGGUGCUCCUCAAACACCCGAAAGGCUCGGACCAAUAUCGGUGCCAGCAACGCGAAAUCGCAUAUCAGUCUGCGGUAUGCGAUCAUCCCAACGUCGUGAACCUGCAUCGCGUCAUCGAGGAAGAGCAUUACAUGUACCUCGUGAUGGAUUAUUGUCCUGGUGGCGAUUUAUUCAGCUCCAUCAUCGACCGCCAGGCUUUCGUGAACAACGAUGCGCUACUGCGGAGUACAUUCCUCCAGCUCAUCGACGCACUCCAUUCUUGUCACGACCAGGGUGUUUACCACCGGGACCUCAAACCAGAGAAUAUCCUCAUGUCCAGUGAUGACCGCCAUCUCUAUUUAGCCGACUUCGGGCUGGCCACGAAGGCCAAGUUGAGUUCAAGCUUUGGUUGUGGAAGUUCGCUAUACAUGAGUCCAGAAUGCCUUGGUAUAUACGCCAAGAAAGCCCCAUUUUGCACCGCACGCUCAGAUAUAUGGGCGUUGGGUGUCAUCCUUACGAACCUCAUUACCGGCCGGUGCCCGUGGUUCGUCGCGAAUCCACAUAGGGACGAGGGCUUCGCCAUGUUUCUCCGCGAAGGCCCAUCAUACAUCCACCGCAGGCUCCCCAUCUCACGCGGCGUGAGCGAGAUCCUCGGGCGCAUCUUCACGCUCGAUCCCAAUCGCCGCAUCACGCUCAACGAGCUUCGCAAGGCCGUGCUCGAAGUCGACACGUUCUGGCGCUCAACUGGGGUGCCCACCACUGUUCCUGUUCCCUUUCCCUUGCCCCUGGGCCUGAACGACCCCAACACCGAACAGCCGCACAACCUCGCCGCUGCGCCGCAAGAGUCGGACAUCGCCGACUGCCGCCCGUCGGAGCGGGGCGAAAGUGGCGUUCACGUCGUGGUGCCGGGACGGUCCUGCACACUGCGCGUAUCUUCCUCGGUCGGUGCCAACGUCAGCGCGUUCGUAAACGCCGUGCCAACGCUCUCCGCGUCCGCGACAGCCUUGGCCAGAGUGGACGUAUCCCCACCACCCACACUUUCCACCGGUUCUUCAGACCCGGAAAGUGAUGGCCCUUCCACUCCGGCGACGCAAGCACGCGAACCGGUUGUUGAUGUAUCGAAUCUAUCCUUGGAAUGUGUGGGGGAGGGAUGCAGCGUGUCAGGUGGGGAAGUACGCAUGCCUGCGCCGAUGCACGAGAAGAAAAAGACACGAUCGUGGAAACGGCUAUUUCACUCCGUUCACAGAAUACGUAUUUUUGCCUGA